Messenger RNA from Chionomys nivalis (European snow vole), 612 nucleotides. RefSeq names its product peptidyl-prolyl cis-trans isomerase A-like. Lineage: Eukaryota; Metazoa; Chordata; Mammalia; Rodentia; Cricetidae. The transcript has a single exon. Gene Ontology annotation, biological process: protein folding; protein peptidyl-prolyl isomerization. The record is from RefSeq and is a predicted model, not a curated record. Gene Ontology annotation, molecular function: peptidyl-prolyl cis-trans isomerase activity. Bases 9 to 503 code for a protein of 164 amino acids.
CUGCAGCCAUGGUCAACCCCACCGUGUUCUUCGACAUCGCGGCCGAUGGCGAGCCCUUGGGCCGCGUCUCCUUCGAGCUGUUUGCAGACAAAGUUCCAAAGACAACAGAAAACUUUCGUGCUCUGAGCACUGGAGAGAAAGGAUUUGGAUAUAAGGGUUCUUCCUUUCAUAGGAUUAUUCCAGGAUUCAUGUGCCAGGGUGGUGACUUCACACGCCAUAAUGACACUGGCGGCAGAUCCAUCUACGGAGAAAAAUUUGAGGAUGAGAACUUCAUCCUGAAGCAUACAGGUCCUGGCAUCUUGUCCAUGGCAAAUGCUGAACCAAACACAAACGGUUCCCAGUUUUUUAUCUGCACCACCAAGACUGAGUGGCUGGAUGGCAAACAUGUGGUCUUUGGGAAGGUGAAAGAAGGCAUGAACAUUGUGGAAGCCAUUGAGCGUUUUGGGUCCAGGAAUGGCAAGACCAGCAAGAAGAUCACUAUUUCCGACUGUGGACAGCUCUAAUUCUUUUGACUUGCAGGCUUCUUACCCACCAGACCAUUCCUUCUGUAGCUCAGGAGAGCACCCCAGCCCCAUCUGCUCGCAGUACCCUGUAAUCUCUGCUCUCACUGAA